Molecule: messenger RNA, 4369 nt
Organism: Rhipicephalus sanguineus (brown dog tick)
Lineage: Eukaryota; Metazoa; Arthropoda; Arachnida; Ixodida; Ixodidae
Product: E3 ubiquitin-protein ligase AMFR-like
Biological process (GO): ubiquitin-dependent protein catabolic process; protein K48-linked ubiquitination; endoplasmic reticulum unfolded protein response
Cellular component (GO): endoplasmic reticulum; ubiquitin ligase complex; cytosol
Molecular function (GO): ubiquitin binding; ubiquitin protein ligase activity
Source: RefSeq, a predicted model, not a curated record
CAGCUUCAGGAAGUAGUGCGGAGAAUCCCUGCGGCGCAACGUGAUGUAUUUCUGACUCGCAGUACGCCCCACGAAAAGUCUUUGUAAGUCGCCUACAGAACCUUGUUUUCUGCCGUGAGAAAAAAAAAAGCGUACACUUCGUUCUUCACCGGCUGAACGCCUAAAAUUUACCAGUCGCGGGCAGCGAAUCAAACGUGCUCUAUUUUCAUCAGCGUAGUAGUACUUAGCUCACCUCUCGCGCAGCGUUCGACGUCUGGUGCAGAGAAAAUGAUGUCAGGUUAGAAAGUGGCUGUCGUUCCUUUCUUCGAGACAGAGAAAUGCCGACGUUUCUCGAUAUUUGGUGAUCUUCAAGUUACGAACCCAGCCUGGAGCCAAGCAUGCCGGCGGUACUGUUGGAUCGGUUGCCCCUGCCGAGCUUGCAGGCGUACACGGUCAUAAGCGUCUUGCUGCUAUCGGGAUCUGUUUAUUAUGCUGUUCAAGUCACCUCACAGCUGGAAUGGAAGAUCAACGCGACGUUCAACUUUGACUUCACUACGGAUAUUGAUACCACGAUGACUGUGGGUAACCUUACUUUUGUGAGCAACCAUCAGCUUACGCUUGAACAGUUUCUGUUAGAGCAUCACUGCAUACGGCGGCUGCUGGAGAUCGUUUACUUCAUGUUUCAAGAACCACUCUGCGUAUGGACUCUGAUCAACAUGGCCUAUUGCUGCCUGAUCCUGAUUGGCAAAGUCAUACAGAAGCUUGUGUUUGGUGAGCUUCGUGUCUCUGAGCAGCAGCACAUGAAAGACAAGUUCUGGAACUUCGUCUUCUACAAAUUUAUCUUCAUUUUUGGUGUGAUGAACGUUCAGUACAUGGAUGAAGUGGUUCUCUGGUGCAGCUGGUUUUCUGUCCUGGGUUUCCUCCACCUGCUGGCUCAGCUUUGCAAGGAUCGAUUUGAAUAUCUAUCAUUUUCACCAACCACACCAAAGUUGACACACAUACGCCUGCUUGCACUGCUGUGUGGCAUCCUGAUCCUUUCAUUAGGCCUCUUUGCAGUUUGUGUUGUGGUGGGCUUACAUGCAGGUGCCAACACAUUUGCUUUUAUGGCCGCUGAGUGUUCACUCGUCACAGUACGAACAUUGUACGUGAUAGUGAGGUAUGGGAUCCACCUAUGGGAUAUCCACUGUGACAAAGUGUGGGAAAAUCGUGCUGCGUAUGUGUAUUAUGCCGAGCUCUGCUUUGAGUUGACAGCCCUUGCCAUCGAUUUCUGUCAUGAUCUCCACAUGCUGCUCUGGGGAAACAUUUUCCUUUCGAUGGCCAGCUUGGUGAUCCUGAUGCAACUUCGGUAUCUGUUCUAUGAAAUCCAGAGACGUGUCAAAAAACACAAGAACUACUUGAGGGUUGUGAAGCACAUGGAAGCCAACUAUCCAAUGGCUACAACGGAUGAAUUGGAAAAAAAUAGUGACGAUUGUGCAAUCUGCUGGGACCACAUGGAGUCUGCAAGAAAACUUCCUUGUGGCCAUCUCUUCCACAACUCCUGCCUUCGAUCAUGGUUAGAGCAGGACACAUCGUGCCCAACAUGCCGAAUGUCCCUGUCUGAACCAGGAGGAGCCCUGGCUGGAGAGAGCCUACGAGAUGAGGGUCGCAACACAGCAUUGCUGUUGGGGGCUCUCGGAGGUCAAGAAGAUGCCCCAAGGCAUCAACAAAAUGCUACCACAAACCACUUUUUCCACUUUGAUGGUUCACGCUACGUGAGUUGGCUUCCCAGCUUUUCUGUAGAGGUCACACAUACCAACCUCCUUGGCGGACAGCCACCGCCUCCAGUACAGACCUCACAGCUUGACAACAUGGCUCGCCAGGUGCAACAGAUGUUCCCAGGCAUGCCAUUAAACACCAUUGUCGAAGACCUGCGGAGCACUCGGUCUGUGGAGCUUACAAUUGAAAACAUUCUAGAUGAACGCCUCGUAGCACCUCCUACAUCCAUGUAUCAAACUGCUGUGCCAAGAAACAGUCGAGGCACAGUUUACCAUGCUGGUUUUCAGAAUCAUGGGCUAGACACUCAUAAAGAAGCACUUGCAGACGAGAGAUUUCCAAGAAACUCUUCUGCAAGUGCUCUGGAUUCCAGUUCCACAAUGUUUCUUGAAGAUCCUGAACCGUAUUCCCAAGCCGAGGAAGCAUCCACAUCAGGGGACAACAGCAUGGGACCACAAGUUGGUGGCCGCUUCUCCAAAUCACCUAGUGAGAGGGAACGCAUGCUGUCACGGAGGAAAGAGGAGCUUCUCAAAAUGGCCCGCAAGAAAUUUUUGGAUAGAUCAAAAGCGGGACCUUCACUCCAAAACCUACGGCUGGCAUCGGACCUGUCGAGCAUGCCUCUCAGCCAGGCCCACCGACGAUCGCGCCAGCCUCACUUGGGAUCCUGAGGGAGGGAGACCUGCCUCUGUGUGGGUUGUGACAUCACACCCAUUUUGUACAGUCGGUCAACUGUAGUGAGACUGGUGUUCUCAUGGUCACUGUUAAAUCACGUGGACAUCGUUGCAAACAGAAGAGAGCAGUAGCCUUCUUGAAAGUCUUAGAAAGAUGCUGCAGUGAGCUUCCCCCUUUUUUUUCCCCUUCUUCCUUUUAAGUCUAAGCGUGUGCAUGUGUGUGUGUGUGUGAAAAUGUGCAUUCGAUCUUCUGGUGACGCCCUCCUGCAUACCGGCCGUUUGUGCAAAAUGAAGCAUCUUCUGACUGUGGGUGCUGCAAGUGCGCUCUCCAAAUCCAAUGUCUACAGACUCUCAUGUGUUUCCGGCAUGGUACUUGGCAACCGGGAACUUUAAAGGCAGCCAAGCCAGGACAGGUGGACAUGUCCAGUUGUGUGCUGUGCUUUGUGGGGGGCUUGGUAACCGCAUUUGUGUUCAUUUUUGCGUGGAUAUGCUCUCCUCAGCAAGUUAGCCUCCAGAUUGGACACUAGACUUCUGACUGUCAAGAGAUUUUCUUUAUGCACACUAUUGGCUGUGCAGAUCUGCACGUACAAAGAAGGCUUAUGUUUUUUCAUUUAUUUUAGGGGAAAAUUAUUCAGUAAUGAUGGCAUAGUAGCUAGCUACUUUCAUGGGCAGUUGCCUACUUGUUUCUGGUAAUGCACCACUAAUGCCUACACGUGCAACAGGAAGUCUUCGAAGACAGUGCUUCACAAGCGUUGUUCAGUCUCCUGGAUCAACACAUGCAAAAAAUUUGUCUAAAUUAAGACUUGUACCAGUAACUUGCUGUUUGUAAUACAUAGGAUUUCCUUGCAGAAGUUCUUGUAUUAAAGUACAUUAUUUCAGCGUAUUUGCUUGGUCUUCUGAAGCCUCAGUCCUUCUAAGCUUUGUCUUUUUUACAUUAUAAUGAAAUGCCUUGUUUAAUAGACUCUUCCAUUAUCCUCUGGCAUUUUGUCGGUCCUUCACAUGCAUUCACCAAUUUACCUAUUUCCCCCAGUUUAGUGCCACAUUUGCUUUUGUGGCUGUUGUGCAACACAGCUGUCUACCUUAUAUGUAUUGUUGAACAAACACAAGAACAAAGAAGCAUUUUAGAUGUUUGUUUAGAGUUGGAUUAAUAAGCACCAUGUUAAGUAUUAAGUACACCAGAAAGGCAGGAAUUACUUUUAUUUUUACUGCUUCUUAUGAAGCAACCUAGUUUUCAGUCUUGCUGAAUUAAAGCUUGACUUUGUGCAAGAAAAAGCAUGUGUACUUAAUACAUUGCAUAUUACAAAUUGUAGACCGGGUAGAGGUAAGUGCUUGUGCUAUUUGAAGAAUUCUGCAGCCUAGACAGUCUGAAGUAAACAUAACAAUGGCACCAAACGUUGUGCCAAAGCUUUAAAAAAGUGUUGUCAAGCAAUCUGCUCAGUUAUUCACAAUUUAUGCCAUUUUUAUUUUUUUUUUAGUGAGGACUUCAUGUGUUUGCUUUGACAAAGAUAGUGCAUCUUAUUUCCAGCCACAUCUCUUCUCAGCUUGUCAUGUCUGCUUUGAAAUCAAAACCUAACUGCUAAUGAACGAUGCUACUUACUUGCAGUACUGUCCACUGUGUACCUUUAGUGAUUGACUAUCAUACUUGUCAGACGAACGGAAGUUUACUUUUUAUUUUAAGGCUGCAUAGGGUAUGUGAGGGUUGUUAGUGUGUUUACCAGCCAAAGAUAUGUGCUUGCAAUUCAACUAUGGCAUGAGAUAUGGUAGAGUACUUUGCUACUGGCAUAUUCAGAGACCUUGUGAAUCAACUUUUUUUUUUUUACACAUAUAGUUGUACAUGUAUUUAUGUUAUUGUCUGUACAGUGUUUUUACCAAUGGCUUAAGUUAAAGGGCAAACACAUUACUUUCAUCAUAGCUUUUUGUAAAUCUUGCUUCUCUGAAAAGUGAAUAAAGUUGUUGCUCAAAGUAAA